AUGAGGAAACAUAAAAUAAAACGUGAGAUAGAAGCGUCCUCGUCGAAUAUAAAGGAAGAACAUGACCUAGCAUACUACAUCCAUGACCGUGUUGAGUUGAUGCACCAAGUCUUCUCGAUGAUCAAGCCGAAAGAGCUGAAAGCAAUGGCUCCAAGCUGCGUGCAACAUAUAUCAAUAGAUAAUUUGCAGGAGUUAUGCACGGAGGAGCUCCUCGGUAUUAGUUCCAAACGUCUCUGCGCAAUCCUAGAUGGCGCUGAACCACCCACUGACACAGAAUCAUCAAGCUCUGAACAAUUGGAGACCAUAUCUCUUGAUAGUAUAUCGUCAGACGAUGAUGUAUUGAGUGAACCGACGGCUAAAAAAAAGCACAAACACAGGAAGAAACAUAAAAGCAAAACCAAGCAUAAGCACAAGCAUUCAUCGGAAUCCGAGGAUAAUAAUGAUACAGGCAAGGAAACGGAGAAAUCUCGAGCCACACGAGCCGGGCUGACGGUGCUCGAAUUAUUGGAGCUACAGGCUCGAGCUCGAGCAAUAAGAGCACAGCUGUUGAAGGAUAACGCUGGCAGGAUUGAAGAUACGGAACCCGACAGAAACCAUUCUUCAGAUGAAGUCGAGAUCAAGGAGGAGCCGCCCGAGGUUUUAGAGAUCAGUAGCGAUGAAGAAAAACCAAAAGUCGAAGAGUUGCAGAAAAUCGUUAAUAACGUUCCAAGUAAGCAGCAGGCAUCAAACCAACCUUCAACUAGUUCAGAAAAUACCGAAAUGAGAUCACAAACAGUCACUAAAGUUGUAAAUGACUUGGUCAUCACUAUACCAGCGAAACCAACGAAGAAAAUAAAACUCAAUAGGAACAUAUCACUUAAGAAUAGUGUUAGUGAAGUGAAAGAUAUUGUUAGGACACAAGAAAAGAAAGAAAAAGAAAAACAAGAUAAGAAAGAAAAAGAUAAGAUAAGAAAAAAGAAAACAAAGAAAAAAAGUAAAGAUGGCAGCGAUCAUGAUGAAAUAACGCUUCAAUUAUCAGAUACGGAAAAGAUGGAUUUAUUAGAAGAUUUGGAUAGGAAGAAUUUUGAUAAUGUUACGAGUUCCAAUGAUAGUUCUUCAGAUGAAGAGGAACCAACAGAAAAACUGAACAUACAAAACAAUGAAAUAACACACAUAGAUGUAAACCAUGAAAAUAAAGAAACCGAAUCUUUGAAAGAUACUGAAAAUAUAGCGAAUAAUAGUGGUGUUAUUGAGGUUACAGAAGAUUCUGAUAGAAGUAAUAAUCAAGAAGAUAAGAAAGAAACGGAAACAGAAGUAGAACAUAGUAAUAAUGAAAAUACGGAUAAAGUUAAUGAAGAAGUUGAUACUCAUAAUGAAAAUAGUACGAAAGAAGCGGUCGAAGACGGAGAAAUAACUAGCAAUAAAGAAUUAUCAGACGGAGAGAUUACGGAGGGAGAGAGAGAUGUCGUCUGCAUUUCCGACGAUGAUACGGAGAUACAUAAAAAGAAGAAAAAAGAUAAGAAAUCCAAAAAGGAGAAGUUGGAUUUUCAAGAAAGUUCCGAUCAGAACUUCUUUAAAGACAACGAUGAAAAUAUUUACGAAGUUCUGGAACUAUCAGAUUCUGAUUACGAAGUUGAUAUACAAGUAUCACAAGAGCCGACCGCUGAGGAAAUGAAAGCUCUAUCUGCUAAAAUAGAUGAAAAAACUAAAGAAGAAGAUAUUAACAUAUCUUGGAGGGACAGAUACUUGGACAGCAAGAAAGUAAAAAGAGUAUUAACAACAGCAAACUUACUCAACGCUAUGAGAAAGAAGAAUAGAGAACUUAAGAGCAAACUAGAAAUGAAACCGCAGAAGGAACAAGAAGUACAGACAGAUGUUAAUAUAGAAGGGACAGUAGAAGAGUUUAACACGUUAGAAGGUUCCACCAAAUACGUGGACCCAAUAAAAGAAAAAGAUCUAACAAAGGAAAUGAAAAAAGACGCAAAACAACUUAUAAAGAUGUACAAAAUGUUGAUGAAAUAUAACGACAUCAACAAACAGAAGGACAAAAAGAAGAAGAAGAGUAAGAAGAAUAAAGAAAAGAAGAUUACAAAUGAUACUUGA
This is a messenger RNA of Danaus chrysippus (African queen), 2082 nucleotides long. Lineage: Eukaryota; Metazoa; Arthropoda; Insecta; Lepidoptera; Nymphalidae. The record is from the annotation of a GenBank genome assembly.